AUGGGACCACGCCCUUCCCUAAUCCCGGACGUAGAUCCAACUCCUGUUCAGGAAGAGAAACCUCCACCUCCUGCCCAGCCGGCUGCUCCACCAAAACCAGAGCCCGGUAAACCACCGAGCAGAGCAGGAGCAUGUCGAGUUUGCCUGAAAGCCUUCAAACCUGACGAUUUUAGCAGGACAUGCGCUGAAUGUACCCAACGCGUUUGCGAAGACUGUGCCAGUUACAGUAAAAUAGCCGACGACGAAGAUCCCCAAGACUGGAAAUGUAGCGUUUGCCGGAGAAAGUUACAAUCAAGAAUAGCUGUAGCUCAAGAUUCAACCGAAAGCCUUUUGGACGUACCGGUUCAAGAAUUACAACGUAGACAUUCAGAAGCACGAUUAGGAGCAGGCACUUCGGCUGUAAGCUCUCUUGGAAGUGGCCUGGCUCCACCUAGGAGCCCAGAACUAAGACGACAUUCGGACGUUUCUCCUGCAUCUCUAAAAGAACUCGAAAAGUUAAAAGGUGGCGCAAAACCUUCCGAACUAGAUUGGACUAAAUCUAAAGGUGGUAGAAGUACAGCAGCUAGCAGACAAAAUAGUCCUCCUCGUGAAAUUGCACCUGCAACUCGUUCUCGUCGUGCUUCAAGGGUUACCCGCCAGCACAGCUACGGUGAAGAAAAAACAGGAAGUGUUGGUGGUUCCGGAGAAGAUACGGGAUUAGCAUUACCCGCUCCUAUGCCCAGAAGAGCAUCAGCAUAUGACGUUUUCUCUGUACCUGGUCUUAGUACGGUGACCACGUCACCUGCAGGCGGUAGAAGACCAUCUUUUAGGGUUCCUCCGCCAGAAAAUAAUAGCCCACCAAAUUCAACACCUGAUGCCACAUCGCCUCCAACACUAAUUGCUCCAGAUGACGAGAGUAGAAGAACUAGAAGAAGAGGGUCGCAACUGCCGGACAUAGCUGGUUUAAGGCCGUUGCCAACCCCUAGGCCGACGCCAGCUCUAGAAGAUCUAGAAGCGGCGCCGCCUCGACGACAAGCGUCGGUAGACGCAGAAGCUAUACGUAUAGUGAUCCAUGAUGUCGAUUCUGGGUCGACUGGAGCGGCACAGCGCAGGGUCGUACUCAGGCGAGAUCCAACUGACAAGGCUCAUAGAAAAACCCUUACGCGAGGAUUUGGCAUGAGAGUGGUAGGAGGCAAAAGUGGAGCUGAUGGACGUUUGUUUGCCUAUAUAGUAUGGACAGUACCUGGAGGGCCAGCUGAAAAAGGUGGUCUUCAACAAGGAGAUAAAGUUCUCGAAUGGGGCGGAGUGUCUUUAAUAGACCGCUCUUUUGAAGAAGUGUGUGCCAUAAUGGAUCGAACGGGCGAUGUUGUGGAGCUACUGACUGAACAUGCCACCGAUUUACGAAUGUGUGACAUUCUCGACGAUCCCAUACCACCACAACCGCCCAGCAACAUGGGAACCGGCAUGGGGACCAGAAAAGUAUCAGACGCCGGUCUAAUUGUUGGUCUUCAUGUCGAUGGAGAAAACGAAAAAACACCAUCAUCACCGACGAGAAGGAAAUUACCAAAAACCCCGGAACAAAUAGUAAAAGAAAGACAAAUCUCUGGAAGAGUGCAAAUACAAGUAUGGUACCAUGACGAACGUAAGGAGUUGGUUGUUGCAGUACUUGCUGCAGAUGAUUUAGCUCCACGGGACGAAAGUUUGGGUCAUGGUACUCUUCCCGAAGCCUACGCAAGAAUUGCUCUGCUUCCACUAACGGACGAUCAACACUGCGUCCAAACUGAGGUAGCUCCAGCCAGCCAAAACCCCAUCUGGAAUGCGAACUUAAGCUUUCCAGGCGUUCCCGGGGAUGAAUUAAUGGAACGAACCUUGGAUGUAAUCUUGUGGGAUUUAGUUCCACAAAAUGAACCAAGCUUUCUUGGUGAAUGUUCCGUCGACCUGCAAAAGGCCUUUUUAGACGAUCGUGCAGUUUGGUGUCGCCUGGAAGAUCGAAAGCCUAGAAGUGGAAAAUCUCCGCACACUUCUCCCCGUGGUUCUCUGACUGGAAUGAGCCGCAGAACGGACUUUAGUAGUCAGAGAAGCGUUUCCGAUGACGUGGAUUCUAUAGGCGAAUGUACCAGUUUAUUGCACCCAGAUCAUGCGUGGGGAUCAAGAAGAGGCUCGUCACAAUCUGAACAACUCGAGGUGGAAGUAUACCAGUUAGGCAAAGACUUCUCCAAAUCACUUCCAGGGUCCAGAAGGUCUUCUUUUCAAUCACCACAAGAACAGCAACAAGAAGAAGCUCCGGCUGUUCCUCCUCCUGCUUCCUAUUCUCGCGAUAGAAGAAGGAGCAGCUGUACCAGAAUGUUGAGAGAUCCUGAAGAGAUCCUUAAAUCUCUGAAAGCCGUCAAAGGCGAGUUGGGGCGUACCAUGAGCUUCACAGGAGACAAAAGAAAUAGAAGUAAGCGUGGUUCUUUAGGAUAA
Agrilus planipennis (emerald ash borer) is the source of this 2442-nucleotide messenger RNA. RefSeq names its product regulating synaptic membrane exocytosis protein 2 (gene Fife). The transcript is spliced from 9 exons. Gene Ontology annotation, biological process: positive regulation of synaptic transmission; calcium ion-regulated exocytosis of neurotransmitter; regulation of synaptic plasticity. Lineage: Eukaryota; Metazoa; Arthropoda; Insecta; Coleoptera; Buprestidae. Gene Ontology annotation, cellular component: presynaptic membrane; cytoskeleton of presynaptic active zone. Gene Ontology annotation, molecular function: small GTPase binding; transmembrane transporter binding. Bases 1 to 2442 code for a protein of 813 amino acids. The record is from RefSeq and is a predicted model, not a curated record.